UUUUGUUAGUAUUCAAAGACCGUUUAAGUGCCUUAAAAUAGAUGCACGGACUUUUGUGACUUCAUUUUAACCCAAAACGAUCAGUUAAGAAGCGGAACAGAACAGAAAAAAUACCAAAAUGAAAUUUACAUAAAAGAUAGACUGUCAGAUCGCCAAGUAAUUAUCCACCAUCGUUACGCCUUGCCAUUCGAGCCACGGCUGCAUUGUUGUUGUUGUUGUUCAGCUUUCUAACCGAGGAGAAGGAAAGAGGAGAAUGUAUAAAUGACAAACACCCAUUAAUCACUCUUUCACCUUCUUCUCUUCAUCGCCUCCUCGUCAUUUUUCAUCAUGCCAAUCUCACCUAGUCCCGGUAAAAAAAAUUGGGAUUCAGAUGCUGUACAUGGUCAAACAACAGAAGAUCAUCCAAAAGGCGAAUCUUCUUCAAAUUAUCAACCUUCAGCAAGAGAAAGAUUGGCAAGUUUAGCAUCACAAUUGGUACCACAAGGAAGAACGGAAUAUGAUUAUAUCAUCGUAGGAGGAGGUACUGCAGGUGCUGUUUUAGCAAACAGGUUAACACAAGAUCGUAAUGUUAGCGUGGCAGUGAUCGAAGGUGGUCCAACGGACGUAGGAAACGAUAAAGUGUUGGAUUUGAGCAGAUGGCUAGAGAUGCUAGGAUCAGAAUUAGACUAUGAUUAUCCAACUACACAACAACCAAGAGGAAAUUCAUUCAUUCGUCAUUCCCGUGCUCGUGUUUUAGGAGGAUGCUCUUCGCAUAAUACCUUGAUCUCUUUUAGACCGUUCAAUGCGGAUCUGGAUCUAUGGGCUUCUUAUUAUGGCUGUCCUAGUUGGCAUUCAUCCCAAAUUCAACCUUAUGGAGAUCGCUUGAAGAUGAACAUUAUCCCAAUAGCACCACAACAACGUAAUCAAGUCGCUCGUGAUUGGGUAGAAGCUUCAGCAAGUGUCACAGGUGCACCUAAAAUUGCAGAUUUCAACGCUCAAAUCGCUCAUCGUGGAGGAUUUACAGAAGGUGUAGGAUUCUUCAAUAUUGCCUAUGAUCCCUACAACGGUAAUCGCAGUAGUGCAAGUGUCGCUUAUCUUCAUCCAAUCAUGCCUCACGGACCUCAUAGAAGAGACAAUCUACAUCUCUUCUUGGAAACAUGGGCUCGCCAUUUAAUCUUUGAUGAAAAAGAUGAGAAACAUGUCAGAGGAGUUGCUGUUCGAAGCAAAUAUGGAUUGGAGAAGACCUUGACGGCAAAGAAGGAAGUGAUCCUAUGCGCUGGAGCAGUCGAUACACCCAGAUUGAUGUUGCUAUCUGGUAUUGGAUCAAGGUCGGAUUUGGACAAAAUUGGCAUUCCAGUCAAGCAUGAACUUUCUGGUGUUGGUGAAAACCUACACGAUCAUCCUGAAUCAAUCAUUAUUUGGGAAACACGGGAUACGCCACCAGAAACUGUCAUGUCAAGUGACGCAGGAUUGUUCUUAAAAGUGUUGAAGGACAAAGAACCUUUUGGUAUGGAAAAUGUACCUGAUUUGAUGUUCCACAUCUAUCAAGUGCCCUUCUGUGACAACACAAAGAGACUAGGCUAUCCUGUUCCCGAUCAUGCAAUUUGCAUGACUCCAAACAUUUGUCGAUCACAAGCACGCGGGAAGUUGAGUUUAGCAAGUGCUGAUCCGAACGAGAAGCCGUUGUUAGACUUCAAGUAUUUCGAAGAUAAAGAUGAUUAUGACGCACAAAUCUUGGUCGAAGGAAUGAAAUGGGCAAGAAAGAUUGCCGAACAAUCACCGUUCAAAGAACAUUUGGUACGUGAAAUCGCACCUGGACCUGACGUUCAAUCUGAUGAAGCAUUAUCGGAAUAUGCAAGAAGGGCUGCUCAUACAGUUUAUCAUCCUGCGGGAACGUGUAAGAUGGGAACGUAUGAAAAAGAUGAAAAGGUGGUUGUGAACGAGAAGGAUUUACGCGUGGUUGGUUUGAAGGGAGUUCGAGUUUGUGAUGCAAGUGUUUUACCAAUCUUACCAACUAUCAAUCCAAUGUUAACAAUCUUAAUGGUUGCCGAACGUGCUGCUGAUAUCUUGAUCACAGACUCAUGGGCACAAGAAGAAGGCAAACGUCGUCAACAAUGGCCUUAAGGGCAAAUAAUAAUUUACCUCAUUGGAUUUUUGCUAGAAUGCACAUAUACAUACAUAUCUCUCCUAAUCUGUAUAUCUCAUGGAAAUUGUAAAGGACUUCAAAGUGGCAAUGUGUUCCAAGGGAGCGGAAUGAUAGACUAUAUUCGAAUAGUGGUAGGAACACCUUAAGCAAAACUUAACUCAAAAAUACUCUCUCUAUACAUCUCAUGGAAAAUUAAAAUAGCUUCUGGAUGUGAAAUAAAGCCGCCGGCACUGAUUAUAGAGACACUAGUAUAGGCUUAGAUCCUUUUACGUUUGUGCAUGAAUUACCAUUAACGGGAAAGAGGUCAUUCAGAUCGAUUGAUAAAGAUG
Molecule: messenger RNA, 2454 nt
Organism: Meira miltonrushii
Lineage: Eukaryota; Fungi; Basidiomycota; Exobasidiomycetes; Exobasidiales; Brachybasidiaceae
Product: alcohol oxidase
Exons: 1
Coding region: 328-2103 (591 amino acids)
Molecular function (GO): oxidoreductase activity, acting on CH-OH group of donors; flavin adenine dinucleotide binding
Source: RefSeq, a predicted model, not a curated record